AUGGCAAGGCUCUUUGCUGUGUGCUUGGUUCUGCUCGCCUUCACCAUGGCCGUGGCGGCAGAUAUGGCGCCGAUGAUGGCCCCGAUGGCGGCAGAUAUGGCGCCGAUGAUGGCCCCGAUGGCGGCGCCGGCGGCCGACGCGGCCGACUGCAACAGCGACCUGCAGGACCUGGUUGCCAACUGCCAGAACUACGUCAUGUUCCCGGCCGAGCCGAAGAUACCGCCGUCGCCGGCCUGCUGCGCCGUGAUCCAGAGGGCGGACAUGCCGUGCCUGUGCGCCAAGGUCACCCCGGCGAUCGAGAAGGUCGUCUGCAUGGACAAGGUCGUGUUCGUCGCCAAAUACUGCAAGAGGCCCUUGCAGCCUGGCUCCAACUGCGGAAGCUACCCCGUUCCUGGUGCGUUCGUGUAG
This is a messenger RNA of Triticum turgidum subsp. durum (durum wheat), 408 nucleotides long. Lineage: Eukaryota; Viridiplantae; Streptophyta; Magnoliopsida; Poales; Poaceae. The record is from the annotation of a GenBank genome assembly.